UUGUCAACUUGCUGUGGAGUGAAUGUUGAGACAUGGGGUCCGAGUCUGUAAAGGUGGUGGUCAGGUGCAGGCCAUUGAAUGACAGGGAGAAGGCUCUCUGCUCUAAGGUGGUGCUGUCCAUGGACCUGCACCGCUGCCAGUGCUUCAUAGAGAAGCCCGGGGCGGUGGAUGAACCACCCAAGCAGUUCACCUUUGACGGGACCUACUUUGUUGAUCAAACCACUGAGCAGAUGUAUAAUGAGAUUGCCUAUCCUUUGGUUGAGGGUGUCACUGAGGGAUACAAUGGCACAAUUUUUGCCUAUGGACAAACUGGAAGCGGGAAGUCUUACACCAUGCAGGGGGUGCCUGAGCCUGCAUCCCAGAAGGGGGUUAUUCCACGAGCCUUCGAGCACAUCUUUGAGAGUAUCCAGUGUGCAGAAAAUACAAAAUUCCUAGUGAGGGCCUCCUACUUGGAGAUUUAUAAUGAAGAAAUCCGAGACCUUUUGGGAAGUGACACCAAACAGAGAUUGGAGCUGAAAGAGCAUCCAGAGCGCGGCGUGUAUGUGCGGUACCUCUCCAUGCACACUGUGCACAGUGUGGGGGAGUGCGAGAGAAUCAUAGAGCAAGGAUGGAAGAACAGGGCAGUGGGCUACACACUGAUGAACAAAGACUCCUCUCGCUCACACUCUAUCUUCAGCAUCCAUUUGGAGAUCUGCAACACAGAUGCAGAUGGCCAUGAUCAUCUCCGAGCAGGUAAACUCAACCUUGUUGACCUGGCAGGAAGCGAGCGUCAGUCUAAAACCGGUGCAACUGGUGAGCGACUCCGCGAGGCCACCAAGAUCAACCUGUCCCUGUCUGCCCUGGGGAACGUCAUCUCUGCCCUGGUGGACGGACGCUCCAAAUACAUCCCCUAUCGGGACUCCAAGCUCACCAGACUGCUGCAGGACUCUCUGGGAGGAAACACACGCACCUUGAUGAUCGCCUGUCUCUCCCCAGCAGACAAUAACUACGAGGAAACCCUGAGCACGCUGCGAUAUGCCAACCGAGCCAAGAGCAUCCAGAACAGGCCUCGCAUCAAUGAGGACCCCAAGGAUGCUCUGCUCCGAGAGUAUCAGGAGGAGAUUAAGAAUUUGCGAGCCCUGAUCUCAGGCCAGCUGGGCUCUGCUAACCUUGCAUCUCUGCUGGCUGGUCAGUUGUUUGAAGCAUCCCCAGCUGCUCCUUCAAGGCCGCAGUCUAGCACCACAGAAGCAGAGAAGGAGAAGAUUAAAGAGGAGUACGAACAGAGGCUGGCCAAAUUGCAGGCUGAGUACAAUGCGGAGCAGGAGUCCAAAGCAAAGCUGCAGGAGGAUAUUGCUGCACUGCGUUCCUCAUAUGAAUCCAAGCUGUUUGAUCUGGAGAAGGCACGAGCCAGCAGGGGGAGCUCUGUCCUAAAGAAUGGUAGUGGAAAAUCAACUGCCCACAACAAAGAAGCAUCAUCAGUGAGCUCUAGCUGUAGGACAGUCGCUGAGGAAGACAUCUGCCACAAAACUGGCCCUAUGUGCCGCAGUACUGGAGACACUUCCCUGAUCGAGGUGCUGGUGAGCCAGCCUGCUGUAGGCCUACCUCAUGCAGCAGUCAGUGUUCAGAAAGGUCCAAGCAGAGAGGGGUGCAUAGACUCACCUGACGGCACCACUGCAGGGCCUCUGGACCAACAACACGUCCUGGAGAGACUGCAGCAGCUGGAACAGGAGGUGGUGGGAGGAGAACAGGCCAGGAACAAAGAGUUACAGCAGAGACACCGGCAGAGGAAGAACCUCGCUGACCAGAGAAAAGUUAAUCUAAUCCGCGCUCUAUCAGAGAACAAUGAAGAGAGUGAAAAUGUUCUGUUGAAUGUCUACAACUCCAUCCAGGAGGAGGUCCAUGCCAAAAGCCAGAUGUUGGUCAAGGUCCAGGGCAAGCUGAAAGGAGCCAAACUGGAGAUCCGUGACCUGCAGGCAGAGUUCGAGGUGGAGAGGAAUGACUACCUGGCAACCAUCCGGCGGCUGGAGCGAGAGGGCCAGUUACUGCACAGCCUGCUCGAGCGCAUGGUGCCCCUGGUGCGCCGCGACUGCAACUACAGCAACCUGGACCGAUUGAAAAAAGAAGCUGUUUGGGACGAGGACAACGCAGCCUGGAAGCUGCCGGAUGUGAUGGUGCAGAAAACAACGUUGCCUUCAGCAGUGGCUCCAAAACUUUCAGCUCGCAGAGGUUCAUCUGUUGAUGUUGGGGAUGCAUACAUGGUGGAGGAGGACAGGUACAAGGAAAUGUUAGACCGCAGUGACAGUGAGAACAUUGCUAGCAGCUACUUCAAGUCAAAGAGAGCGAGCCAACUGCUGGGACUUGAAGCUACCAAAGGACACGCCAUCCACUCUCCUCCCCUGGUGAACGGGGCAGCCCACCUCACUGUGAGCGGUUCCACCAUGAACCAACCUGUGAGCUCGCGCCCCUUCCGCCUGGAGUCGUUGGAUUUCCCGGUGUCCAAUGGUAAGGUGAAGCGCAAAAAAAGCAAAUCUUACAUCCAUAAUGAGGGGAUUUGAAAAGACUGUGAAUUCCCUACAUGCCUUAACACAUCAUCACAUUGUCCGCUGCCUUUUGACUUUGAUCGCAUAGUGAAUAUUAAAUAUUGAAGUUUUGAUAACCACUGCUAACCAGAAAUGUAUAUAAUUAGCACUUUUUUUCAUGUGUUUUAAAUCUCAUUUUGAAUGCUCACUUUGAACAAAAUGCUACCUUAAGUAUGAUACUACCCUUGAAUUCUUUCCUAUACCUAAAAACAUGUGAUUUGUGCACUGUGAGACUCAAAGUCCAGCUACUGUAAUAUUUACCUUAUUAUGCAUCUUAAUGUUGCUGAUUGUAAACCAGAUUUUUAACCUGUUACUUUACUAACAUUUAAAACUCCACCGUUGCUGCUGAAUAGAGCAAAUAAAAUUAUUU
This is a messenger RNA of Larimichthys crocea (large yellow croaker), 2928 nucleotides long. It is a transcript of the gene kif17, whose product is annotated as kinesin family member 17. The record is from RefSeq and is a predicted model, not a curated record. NCBI's taxonomy places the organism in Eukaryota, Metazoa, Chordata, Actinopteri, Sciaenidae. The transcript is spliced from 14 exons. Gene Ontology annotation, molecular function: microtubule motor activity; ATP binding; microtubule binding. Gene Ontology annotation, biological process: microtubule-based movement. Bases 33 to 2534 code for a protein of 833 amino acids.